Messenger RNA from Pisolithus orientalis, 309 nucleotides. RefSeq lists its product as uncharacterized. NCBI's taxonomy places the organism in Eukaryota, Fungi, Basidiomycota, Agaricomycetes, Boletales, Pisolithaceae. The annotation marks the transcript as partial. The transcript has a single exon. The record is from RefSeq and is a predicted model, not a curated record.
UACUCCUCCCACUUUACCCCCACAGGUACCCAACCUUGUUGUGGUGCUCCCAUGGAAAUCGGUGCUGCCCAGUUUCCCCCUUGCCCCAUACCCUCCCAUAUCAAGUGCUUCAACUGUCAGGGCAAUCAUUAUAAAUGUGACUGUCCUCAUGCCAAAGGGAAUGGGCAUGCUAGGCCUAACAUACAAGAAGCAAUGCAGGAGGCACAAGAGACUGCCUUGCACCAGAUGUCUUUCAAGGAGAUGCAAGCCUUCUUCUAUGACAAGCAGAUCAAUGAGAUGAAGGUUCAGGGAAAAGAGUUUGGCCAGUAG